AUGUCGAAACAUAUAGCAAAAAGUGCCGUGCGCUCAGUAAAGAAUUUUUCAAAAGGUUACUCAGAUAUACAGGUUAAAGUCAGGGCGGCGACAUCAAAUGAGCCAUGGGGACCAAGUGGGACGGCAAUGAAUGAAAUUGCUCAGGCGACUUAUAACCACCAUGAAUUUAUAGAGAUUAUGGAGAUGAUCGAUAAACGACUAAACGACCACGGUAAAAAUUGGCGACAUGUCUUUAAGGCCCUCACAUUAUUGGAUUACUGCCUGCACGUAGGAGCAGAGAAUGUAGUUCUAUACGCCAAAGAUAAUUUUUAUAUAGUAAAAACUCUUCGAGAAUUUCAAUUCAUAGACGAAGAUGGAAAAGACCAGGGGUCAAAUGUUCGUCAAAAGGCCAAAGACAUUACGAAUCUUUUGCAAGAUGACGAGCGACUCAAGGCCGAACGGCGAUCACGUUCAACCAUGCACAAUCGUAUUUCAGGACGAGAUGAACCAGGAAGCUCGUAUAAUAGGGAUAUUUCGCUGAGUUAUGAACAACAACAACAGCCUGGAUAUUUUAAUGAUGAUGAUGAACUUCAGCGGGCGAUUGAAGAGAGUAAGAAAUUGGAAAAUGAAAGAAGAUUAAAAGAGAGUAUUAAUGACGAAGAUUCGGACCUUGAAAAAGCAAUUCAACUAAGUAAAGAGGAGGAAGAAAAACGAAAACAAGCGGAAGAGGUUGCACGAAAAGAAGUGCCUUUAAUACAAGGUGAUACAAGUAGUUUCACACCAGUUACAUCACAACAACUACAGCAAUCACCUGAAGAUUUUUUUAGUCCAUUGACACAAUUCUCCACUAAUCCAUAUCAACAACAAUUACUACAGUUACAGUUACAACCACAGAAUUCAUAUCAGCAACAAUUAUCACUGCAGCAGCAGGCACAACAGGCUAUAAACAGUACCACUAAUAAUCCUACGAAUGCUGCUACAUUUGGUAAUGAUCCUUUGGGACUAAAUUUUCAACAGAGCAGUUAUAGUACACCAUCUUUUAACGCGCAAAAUUCGUCAACUUUGACACCGUUUGACUCAUCUUUUGGAAUUGGUCAACAGUCGAAUAAUGGACUAAACCAAUUAAAGAAUGAUCAAUUAUUAAAGCAACAGCAAGCGAAUUCACUACUAAGAAGUCAGACUUUGAAAGCGACGACGCAAGAUAACAAAUAUUCCAAGUUGAAUAAUUUACUCGCAGCGCGAGGAGAUGGACUAGAUACAUUUGGUAAUCAGGGUGACCUGCGUGUACCUGCUGGUACAGGAUUUUCGAGUCUACAACCAGCUCGAUCAAAUUCCGCCAGUAGUAUUGGGACUCCUGGAGCAAAUCCUUUCUUCAAAAACGAAGGUAGCAGCAAUAAUGUUGGUGGCAAUCUUAGUGCCCCAUCACCAUAUUUAUCUGGAACAUUUAGUAACUCUCAACCGAAUCUUAGUCUAAGUAAUCAAAAUAACAAUAAUUCAGAUUUGUAUAGUACAUUCAGUGCAUCAUCGUUCGCAACUACUAACACGCUAAUCGACUUGAGCCCAGCCACCAAUAACACUAAUGCCAGUAAGAAUCCAUUUCAAAUACAACAACAGCCACAAAUCUCCACAAAUCUCAAGCCAAAAUCACUCGGUGAAUUACAAUUUGAACAAUUGGGAUAUAAUAAUUCGAAUAAUAAUAGUUUAUUCUAG
Molecule: messenger RNA, 1689 nt
Organism: Ambispora gerdemannii
Lineage: Eukaryota; Fungi; Glomeromycota; Glomeromycetes; Archaeosporales; Ambisporaceae
Source: the annotation of a GenBank genome assembly